AUGAAUGGCCAUUUUCUCAACGCUGUCAAUCUGCAACUCGUCCAACUGGGAAUCCAGAACCUGACAAAGAUCAACCACCAGACUCUCGUGGAUUUUCUGCCACAAAUGUGCUCUAAAGAUCUGGAUCAACGAGAUCUUGAGAGUUGGAAUCUUUCCGUGAAGGAAGAUACCCGUCAAAUCGAGCUGGACCAAGAAUCCAACGUAAACGUUGGCUCUGUUGAUCGUUGGAGACCACCACAGAGUAAACCGACGGUUAGGAAUCUGCGACAGUCCAGAACGCUGGGCAUUAGUGAGUUUCUUGAAUUUCAAAGUGUCUUCAAAUCCUGA
Ogataea philodendri is the source of this 327-nucleotide messenger RNA. RefSeq lists its product as uncharacterized. The record is from RefSeq and is a predicted model, not a curated record. The coding region runs from base 1 to 327 and encodes 108 amino acids. The transcript has a single exon. Lineage: Eukaryota; Fungi; Ascomycota; Pichiomycetes; Pichiales; Pichiaceae.